Molecule: messenger RNA, 1332 nt
Organism: Dendronephthya gigantea
Lineage: Eukaryota; Metazoa; Cnidaria; Anthozoa; Malacalcyonacea; Nephtheidae
Exons: 2
Coding region: 1-1332 (443 amino acids)
Source: RefSeq, a predicted model, not a curated record
AUGGAGAAAUACGAUGGCAUCAUACAAGAACAACUCGCUGAGGGAGUCAUCGAAAGAGUCCCACCUCCUGUGGUGACCGGAAGUGACCCUGCUCCACCUCCUGUGGUGACCGGAAGUGACCCUGCUCCACCUCCUGUGGUGACCGGAAGUGACCCUGCUCCACCUCCUGUGGUGACCGGAAGUGACCCUGCUCCACCUCCUGUGGUGACCGGAAGUGACCCCGUUCCACCUGCUGUGGUGACCGGAAGUGACCCCAUUCCACCUGCUGUGGUGACCGGAAGUGACCCUGUUCCACCUCCUGUGAUGACCGGAAGUGACCCUGUUCCACCUUCCGCUGCGAGCGGAAGUGACACAAAGAUAUUCUACAUUCCACACAGAUAUGUGGUGCGCGAGUCAGCCCAGACAACCAAGAUGAGGAUCGUAUACGACGCCUCGGCCCGUGAAACAUCCGACUCCCCGUCCCUGAACGAUUGUCUUUAUGCAGGGCCAGCUUUGCAGAACAAGUUAUGGGACGUUCUGGUACAACAGAGAGCAUUUCCAGUGGUGAUUUCGGGUGACAUCAAAAAAGCCUUCCUACAGGUUCGAGUUCGAGAAUGUGAACGAGACGCUCUCCGCUUCCACUGGAGAUCAAAUGUCGACGAGGAGAUACAAACGUACCGCUUUGCACGAGUGUUAUUCGGCCUUGCGCCUUCGCCAUUUCUACUUGGGGGAGUCCUGGAGUGCCACCUCGACUCGUGGUUCCGAAGAUAUCCGGAAGAAGUGGAGCGGUUGCGUCGCAGUUUAUACGUAGACGACAUUUUGUCUGGUGGUCAAAACACCACGGAAGCGAAGCAACGUAAAACCACUGCGAUUGAAAUUAUGGACGAUGGAAAAUUCACACUACACAAAUGGAACUCCAACGUCCCAGAGCUGGAAGACAACCUCAACGAGAGCCGCGACGAACAGUCGUUUGCUAAACAGCAAUUGCAAGUGAAGCCAGGCGAGUCGAAGUUGUUAGGUCUAAAAUGGGACAAGACCACAGACACUAUGUCGGUAGAAUUUCCUGCCAGUGCACCGGCGACCACCAAGCGUGAACUCCUUGCAAGUUUAGCAAAGAUCUACGACCCGUUGGGACUCGCAUCACCGAUUAAGUUGCAAGGCAAACUAGUGUUUCGUGACGUGUGCGACUCCAAAAUCGGAUGGGAUUCCAAUCUCCCCGAUAAUCUUCAAAAGCGUUGGCUAAAGUUCGAGAAAUCCCUUCCCAAACGAAUAAGUAUUCCACGACCUCUCGCCCCAUUCCAUGAGCCUGUCGUUUCGGCCGAAUUACACCUGGAGGAGUUACAACGUCCCUAG